Molecule: messenger RNA, 1266 nt
Organism: Nakaseomyces glabratus
Lineage: Eukaryota; Fungi; Ascomycota; Saccharomycetes; Saccharomycetales; Saccharomycetaceae
Gene: ECM33
Product: Ecm33p
Biological process (GO): fungal-type cell wall organization
Cellular component (GO): fungal-type cell wall; plasma membrane
Source: RefSeq, a predicted model, not a curated record
AUGAAGGUCACAUCAUUGGUAUAUGCCGCUAUGGCUACUUCUGUUUUGGGUCAGAACUCUACAUCUGACGAUGUUCCAUCUGGGUGUUCUCUUGGUAGCAGUGCUACUGCUACUGCACAGUCUGAUCUGGACAAGUACAGCGGGUGUGAGACCAUUGUUGGUAACUUGACCAUCACUGGUGCUCUUGGCUCUGCUGCGCUAGCCGGUGUCAAGAAGAUCGAUGGUUCUUUGAGAAUCUACAAUGCCACCUCCUUGGGCUCUUUUGCUGCUGACUCCGUCAAGGAGAUCACCGGUGCUUUGAACAUGCAGGACUUGACCAUCUUGACCACUGCGUCCUUCGGUGCGCUGGAAGAAGUCGACACCAUCAACUUGAUCACUCUGCCAGCCAUCUCCACUUUCAACACUAACUUGCAAUCCGCCAACAACAUCGUCGUCUCCGACACCUCUUUGGAGUCCGUCGAAGGUUUCGGCUCUUUGAAAGAGGUCAACGUCCUAAACAUCAACAACAACAGAUACUUGAACUCUUUCAAGUCCUCUUUGGAAUCCGUGUCAGGUGCUUUGCAAUUCGCCUCCAACGCCGAUGAAACCGCCGUGUCCUUUGACAACUUGAUCUGGGCCAACAACAUCACCUUGAGAGACGUCCAAAACGCCUCUUUCGCCAAGCUGGAGUCCGUUAACGCCUCCCUGGGUUUCAUCAACAACACCAUCUCCACUUUGAACUUGACCCACUUGUCCAAGGUCGGUCAAUCCCUAUCCGUUGUCUCCAACGAUGACUUGACCCAGUUGUCCUUCUUGAACUUGACCUCCGUCGGCGGUGGUCUGGUCGUCGCCAACAACACUAACUUGAAGACCAUCGACGGUUUGAAGAACGUCCAAACUGUCGGCGGUGCCAUCGACAUCACCGGUAACUUCACCACUUUGGACUUGUCCUCCUUGAAGUCCGUCAGAGGUGGUGCCACUUUCAACACCGUCUCCGGUAACUUCUCCUGCUCUCCUUUGAAGUCCCUACAAAGCAAGGGUGCCAUCCAAGGUGACUCCUUCGUCUGCAAGAACGGUGCUACUUCCACUUCCAUCAGCAUGUCUUCCAGAUCCCGCUCUUCUUCCGCCUCUUCCUCCGCUUCCGCUACUGUUACCGCCAGAUCCAACGACACUGCUUCCACUUCCUCCACCAAGACCAAGAAGUCUAAGGGUGCCGCCGCCCAAGAAGUCUUCCCAGCCGGCUCCUUCUUCGGUGCCGUCGCUGCUGUCGCCGUCGCUUUGCUAUGA